GCUCCUUCAGCUUCACACCAGUCUCUCGAUCUUGGUUGAUCCAAGGCUCGAUCAAUCUUCGCCCGUGUGUCUCUUGGGAACAGACAUCUGGUCGCCUCACCACAACAGCUCAUAGCCGAUCGAUGGAUGCACCCUCUUGUGAAUCCCUGAGUCAUCAUUGAGGCUGGUAAAUAGUAGAGUUUCGUGUACGGUGUCCCCAGCCACACCGGCACUCUUGCUGUCAAGGUAGCGACCCCAGGAGGCUGCAGUACUCGCGCCGACGGGCUAUACAGCAUGGCAGCUGCGGUCCUGCCCGACUCGUCCAACUUUCUAGGGAUUGCCCUCGUGGUCAAUCGCUCACGGGACGGACCCCGUUUCGUAUUCCACUAUCCACCUGACAUCACGCCCUCGCGAGACAGAUCGCAUGGUGCUGCCAAAUCAGCUGCCAUUGCCGGGUCGGCGAUCGCGGCCGACGAGCUGGACGACGAGGAUGACGUGCUCCUCGAACACUUCACGCGCCCAGCCAGUGGCACAGUUCCCGGAGCAGUGCCAGGCAGCGAGCGCAUGGGUGCGACCAGCAGCUCUUCUGCUGUGCCCUGGGAACAUGUCGCCGGCUACCCUACAAAGGACCUGGAGAGCCUGUUGACGCCGUCGCGCGCGUUUCACAAGAAGCUCUUCCAAGUCUCACUGGAACGGCUCUACUUUGUCUCAUAUCCUGUCUACGUGCCCGAGAGCGGCAUCUGGAAGUCCAAGAAGCGGAGAAGGAGGAAGGCUACACGGUCCCAGACUCAAGCAUCCCAUUUCACCGAUAACGGCACGCAUCCCCGGGAACAAAGCCCACGACCGCUUGACAAGGCUACGACUUGGGAAUCGCAGCAUCUCAGUGCCGCAGAAGGAUCGCAGGAUGAAGCUGACAGGGCGACGGAUGCCGUCCUUUCCGACAACGAAGGGCUGGAUAAGGAGGAAAAGAAGAGCGGAAUGACCAUGUUCAACGUCGUCUUCAUUCUGAACCCGAAGAAGCAUGAGGCUGGUGAGCUUAUCGACACCUUGUACUCGCACAUUAUCAAGAAGAUCAACAAAGCAUACAAGUACAGCCAGGAGAAAAGUGAUUUCAUGUGGAAAGAGUCCAAGGGGAUCCUUGCGCUCAAGGAUAAAGGCCGUGAGAGGAAAACGAAAGUCGAGGUUCUCUGGAAAGAAAUCCUCCAAACUUCAUCGCUCGCAGCGUCCAUUCAAGACGUGUACGAGGCCAUAUCGCACAACCGAAUCGCGGCACUCCAGUUGGAGACUGCCGAAGGACCAGUCACACACUCGGUACAGAUUCCGGUCCCAUUUUACGUGACGGACUUGCCUUCGGAAGACCAUGUGCGUCCGCAGGGGCUGUGGAUCACCACCGCAAAUAGCUUCGUCGAGGAUAGCCUAGACGAUCCAGGCUUCUUGGACAGAAAUUUUGCACUGCUCCUCAUCAGCGACGAGAAAAAAGUAAUAGCAGAGUUACAAGCGGACUCGGAUGAGACAACUGCAGCGAUGGUUGAGUUUGUUCGGCUCACGAAGCCCACAAUGUCCAUACAUCAGAUUGGACAUGGAAAUACGCUUUCGCCAGCCCAGGUGCGCAAGUACGCGCAGCACUUCAUAUUCUGGCGCCGGGCGAUCGCCAUUCCCCCUCUUCACGCCCGUGAUGUCUAUAUCAUGUCACCCAAUAGCAACGCGAGCGCUUUACCUCAGGCGUCUCGAGCAUGGACACGGGCAUUCCCACUGGCGCCACCGUUGCCGAACUUCCUGGCAGACCUAUCUGUUGCACCUCGCUCCUACAAGUCAUUCGCACCCAGCAAGAGCCACCGGCCAACGUAUCUGCAAAUGCUGGCUUGGCUCAUGCGUGGCGGGUGGGUCACGCAGCUCUGCACUUUUGCCUAUGUUGUCGUUUGGCCUGAGAUUCUGUACGAGGUCGAAUACCAACUCGAAGCCGACGAGCUCAAAGCAGUUGCCGCGCAAAGUGCGCAAAUGUCACCAGCAUCGCCCUCGGGAAGGAAGGGGUCAAGUCCUAGUGGUGGUAAUAUGGCCGCUACGAACUCUCUGGACGACCUGGUCUCUCCGACUGGAUCUGUAUCGGAUACUUCCGAGUACAUGCAGUACCCUCAGAACCUGCAGCACCAGCGGCAUAUGUCUACAUCAUCGGUAGACUCGGUGUCCAUGGAGGCCUCACAGAUCUCUACAGUCAGCGCCAGCAGCGAGAGAACUGCAUUCGCAUCACCGACAUCAGCUACCGGUCCAUCAAUGCCCGAUUCUUCCAUGAGGCAAUCUACCACCCUGAUGAUGACGACGACGACGACGACAGGCGAGCUGGCCGCCGAGAAAGCCCGACUCUCACGCAUCGCGGAGAAGAGCCAGCGCGAAGCAGCCGAAAAGGCCGCUGCGCACGCUCGGAAGCCUGUGCCGACAGGAACCCCGGCGCCGUCCAAGAACUCGGCGUCACAUCUCUCCCAUUUGCAGCCAUACAUCAUUGUUGACGCGAAAAAGGCCACUGGCCACGACUCCCUGUAUCUGUCUGCCAUUGGGCGGCGGUUCAAAGAUCCGAAAGUCCAGAGAGCAUGGCCCGUGUUCUGGAAAUACUUUAAUGGUCGCACGGCACUGGAGCGCAUAGCUCUGCAAGAGGACAAUAUGAAGAGGAAGGAAGCCUGGGCACUCUUAACCGCAAUGAGCGAGCACCUGGUCACCGUGAGGCAUUGGUAGGCACUGUCUACGGUAUGGCUCAUUCAAUCUUAGAAUGUGGCUUGGCACACACCUGCCACUAGGGAUAGAACCUGUACCGUCUCAGAU
Microdochium trichocladiopsis is the source of this 2793-nucleotide messenger RNA. Its product is annotated as nitrogen permease regulator of amino acid transport activity 3-domain-containing protein. The transcript has 3 exons. The coding region runs from base 274 to 2706 and encodes 810 amino acids. Gene Ontology annotation, cellular component: GATOR1 complex. Gene Ontology annotation, biological process: cellular response to amino acid starvation; negative regulation of TORC1 signaling; positive regulation of autophagy. Lineage: Eukaryota; Fungi; Ascomycota; Sordariomycetes; Xylariales; Microdochiaceae. The record is from RefSeq and is a predicted model, not a curated record.